GUUGAUUUGUUUUACUUCCUAGAUUGCGGUCUUGUUCGAUUACGCGGGUUACGCAUUGGGACUAGAGCGUGACUAAAGGAGUAAUGGGUGCUUAUAAGUUUAUGCAGGAGCUUUACCGCCGAAAACAGUCUGAUGUUAUGCGUUAUAUACAACGUAUGAGAUGCUGGGAAUAUCGGCAAUCUCAUGCAAUCGUUCGCGUAACUCGACCAUCUCGUCCUGACAGGGCUAGAAGAUUGGGUUAUAAGGCCAAACAGGGCUAUGCCAUCUACCGUAUUCGAAUUCGACGAGGUGGUAGAAAACGCCAAGUUCCAAAGGGUGCAACGUAUGGUAAACCUGCUGGUGAAGGUGUCAACCAAUUGAAAAACCAGCGAUCAAUACAAGCAGUUGCAGAGGAGCGAGUAGGUCGGAAAUGUGGUGCUCUUCGCAUUCUAAACUCCUACUGGGUUGGAGAGGAUAGCACGUUUAAAUUCUAUGAAGUUAUUUGCAUAGAUCCUUUUCACAAAGCAAUCAGGCGUGACCCUCAAAUUCGUUGGAUAUGCAAAGCUCACCAGAAACACAGGGAAAUGCGAGGUCUUACAUCCGCUGGUUACAAGUCAAGAGGUCUCGGCAAAGGACACAAGUACCAUAAGACAAUUGGUGGCUCUAGACGUGCAGCUUGGAAACGUCUCAAUACUGUAGAGAUGCGACGAAAACGCUAAUUUUUUAAUUACAUGCCUUGGGUACGCA
This is a messenger RNA of Schistosoma bovis, 726 nucleotides long. The record is from the annotation of a GenBank genome assembly. Lineage: Eukaryota; Metazoa; Platyhelminthes; Trematoda; Strigeidida; Schistosomatidae.